Molecule: messenger RNA, 1535 nt
Organism: Manihot esculenta (cassava)
Lineage: Eukaryota; Viridiplantae; Streptophyta; Magnoliopsida; Malpighiales; Euphorbiaceae
Product: homocysteine S-methyltransferase 2
Exons: 7
Coding region: 159-1184 (341 amino acids)
Biological process (GO): S-methylmethionine cycle
Molecular function (GO): S-adenosylmethionine-homocysteine S-methyltransferase activity; zinc ion binding
Source: RefSeq, a predicted model, not a curated record
CGUUCUCGUCAUCCGGCAACUACUUGUAGCUGUUUGUUCAGUAGGAACAGCGCCUAACAGGUUAACUGGCUAACAGCCAAAUUGCCAAACGAGUCAUAAAAAGAGAAAAGAAAAAAAAAGGGGAAGUCUCAUCGGUUCUCCGUUGGAACAACUCGCAGAUGGGACAUCCCGCAGCCCAGACUUCGUCAUUAUUGACAGAUUUCCUUCGUCAGCGUGGCGGCGUCGCCAUCAUUGACGGUGGUCUCGCCACAGAACUCGAACGGCACAGUGCUGACCUUAACGAUCCCCUUUGGAGUGCCAAGUGUCUUCUCACUUCUCCUCACCUCAUCCGUAAUGUUCACCUUGACUAUCUUGAAGCAGGUGCUGACAUUAUUAUCACAGCAUCUUAUCAGGCCACCAUUCAGGGUUUUGAAGCAAAAGGCUGUUCCGGUGAAGAAAGUGAAGCUUUGCUUAAAAAAAGUGUGGAAAUUGCCUGUGAGGCAAGGGAUAUUUAUUAUGAGAGAUGUCAAGCUGAAACUUCUGAUGGUAAUAAUGACAAUAGGGUUUUGAAACGGCGCCCCAUUUUAGUUGCAGCUUCUGUUGGCAGCUAUGGAGCAUAUUUGGCUGAUGGAUCUGAGUACAGUGGGAAUUAUGGUGAUGAAAUUACCUUGGAAACCUUGAAAGCUUUUCAUCGCAGAAGGGUUCAGGUGUUGGCAGAAUCAGGUGCUGACCUCAUAGCAUUUGAAACAGUUCCAAAUAAGGUAGAAGCUCAGGCUUUUGCUGAGCUCUUAGAGGAAGAAAACAUAAAGAUUCCUUCAUGGUUCUCCUUCAACUCCAAGGAUGGUGUCAAUGUAGUUAGUGGUGAUUCUUUGGUUGAAUGUGCCUCAGUUGCUGAAUCAUGUGAGAAAGUAGCUGCUGUGGGAAUCAACUGCACACCACCUAGGUUUAUCCAUGGACUAAUAUUAUCUGUUAAGAAGGUGACCUCCAAACCGAUACUUAUAUAUCCAAACAGUGGAGAGAGUUAUGAUGCUCAUCGAAAGGAGUGGGUGCAAAAUACUGGUGUAUCAGAUGAAGAUUUUGUGUCACAUGUAAACAAAUGGUGUGAGGUGGGGGCUUCCCUUGUUGGAGGCUGUUGUAGAACAACCCCAAACACUAUAAGGGCUAUAUACAGGACUCUCUCCAAUAGAUCUGCUCUGCCAUUAUAGCGACCUCCCUGAUUUCAACAGAAGUAGCAAAACAAUCACAAAUCUGAACGAGGCCAUUGAAUGGGCUUCCAUGGUCUGGAUAUUUUUGUCAUAGGUUGUGAAAUGGAGAGGAUGAUCUGACAGCCUACAUUCAAGGUCAGGUUUGAAACUUGUCCUAGCAGCUGAGAUGCCUUCCAUGAGCUACUCGUCGAGGGACCAUCACUAUUUAUUGAGAUCACGAAUAUGCUGGCAAUAUUAGUUGUAAGGAUUGAAGGCGUUUGUUUAUGUUAAUCGGCCUUUUGCACUGGAAGAUUGUACUCUUUGAGUUAAAUAAGUGCCUCGUAAUAAUUGCUGAAAAACCUGUUACUGGAA